AUGUCUAAAAAACUAAGAAUUGAGAGCCAAGAAAUUAAUAGUGAAUCUGAAACCGAUAAUGGUUUUGAAGAGAAUGCAAGUAUUAAUAAUAGAACUGAAAGUAAAAUUGAUCUUUCUACUGAAAAUUUACAAGAAGUUGAGUCUGAUUUAACUUAUAUGGUGCCUUCUACAGCUACUUCUAUGGCUACUUCUCAUAAAUCUUCUUGGUACGAAGUGCCAUGUCGUCAAACUAUAAAAAAUGAAAUUAUGAAGUGGCACAAAAGUAUGGAAGAAAAAAUUAAAGAAGAGCUUGCAACAACACAAAAAGUAUCAAUUACUUGUAAUAUUUGGAGCUCUAUCACAAUGCAGUCUUAUUUAGGUGUGACAGUUCAUUAUGUCAAUAAAGAAUGGAAAUUACGACAAUUUUUACUUGAUUUGUGUUAUUUUCCAGAACAACAUACAGCAAUUAGAAUACAAGAACUUCUUUUAGAUAUUUUAGAUGAUACAAAUAUUAGUAGCAAGUUAUUAGGACUUACAACUGAUAAUGCAAAAUCAAUGAUAGCUAUAGGUCGUGAUCUUAAAACUGAAUUUGCUUCAAAAGGCAAUAAAGAAUUAAUUCAUCAACGAUGUGCAGCACAUAUUUUAAAUAUUGCUCUUGAAAAUGUUCUAGAAUUAAAGCCAGAUCUAGAUAUAAAUACUAGAUGGAACAGCACUUUUUUAAUGAUAAAUAAAUUUUUAAAAAUGAGAAAUCUUUUUGAUAUUCUUGUAGCUAAACAUCGAGAUCUUUCACCAUUAUAUUUGCAAGAUGACAAUUGGAAUAGACUUAAAGUAAUGAUAGAUAUACUUCAUCGAUUUUUUGAUGCAACGGAAAUUCUAUCUACUUCGACAUAUCCAACUAUAAGCGAUGUUAGAUUAACUAUAUUUGGAUUAAUUCGCCAUCUUGAUUUUUUUUUAGAAGAUUCUUUGGAUGAUAAUGAUUAUUUAUUUAUUGAGUCUAUUAAUUCUAAACUAAAUGAGUAUUGGAAUUACAUUGAAGAAUCAACAACAAUAAGCACAUUAUUAGAUCCAAGAUCUAAGACAAAAACAUUUACAACUACUAAGCAACAUGAUUUUCCGGUUCUUGCAACAAUGGCUUCAUGCUACUUAAGUAUACAAGGCUCAAGCGUUCCAUCAGAACAAGCCUUUUCAAUAGCCGCUAAUGUAAUUACUAAGAUACAUUGCAAUUUAAAACCAGAAUCAGCUCGUACUGUAAUGCGUUUAAAAAGUUGGAUUCUAAAAAUUUGUGAUAAGCAAGAUAAUGAAAAUGAUUUAGAUGUAGAAAUUUUAUCUGAAUCAUAA
Scutellospora calospora is the source of this 1317-nucleotide messenger RNA. NCBI's taxonomy places the organism in Eukaryota, Fungi, Glomeromycota, Glomeromycetes, Diversisporales, Gigasporaceae. The record is from the annotation of a GenBank genome assembly.